GUUUCAUAUGCAAAUCCGUUAGACAACAAAUCGCGCGCGACUGCACUUUCGAAAAGCAAUUCGAAAUUAAAUCAAAACACACAGCAGCCAAAAAUCUCGCUACAUUCUUAACUGCGACGAGCAUUUCGGACAUUAACCGUUACGCUUACGCGCGGCCCUCGCCUGUAGGUGUGCGAGCGUGUUUGCUUGUGUGUGUGUUCGGUACGCGCAUUUGCCGUGUUUUUGUGUGUGUGAGUGCGUAUGUGCGACAGAGAGUUGACAAUAGGCAAAUAGGCAAAUCAUAUGCCGCCCACGUAAUGUGUGACGAAAUUUAAAUUCGCCAUCUAUGCAAAUACAAUUGCACGAAUCGCAUGUAUGUGUAUGCGUCGGUGUGUCGGUGUGUAAAGCAUAAAGUGUUUCGGAGUGCGCUUGUGUAUUGGUGCUAGUUGGAUAUUCAUGCGGAUUACCAUAAACAUAAACAAAGGAUUAGAAAGAAAAGGCAACAGCCGCAGCUGAAGGGGAAGCGCAGAGCCCACAGAAGCAUUUUUGGGAUUACAGCAGCCGCAAUAGACAAAGCUGAAGGCGAAUAAGGAGCAGAAGGAGCAGAAGCUGUUUCAAAAAUAUCACUACAUUGCACAGAGGGUCGUCCACAUCCGUCAGCAGACUCCAUCAGCAGCAGCUGUGUGUGUGAGUAUCUAUCUGUGUGACAAGCGCAACUAAUGAGCAGCAGCGGCAACAAAUCGGAAACAGGAAGCAGCAACAGCAGCAACAGCAGCAACUACGAAUGAAAGUAAAACUGCGUGGCCAUUAUUAUCAUUACUAAAUAAUCGUAACUGUGAUAGCACCAAAGAAGACAGGAGAGCAGCAGCAGCCUCAGACAGCUGGGCAACAGAUACAAAAGCUAAACAGUUGCUGCCGUGCGUAAUUACGUUUCACUGAUUUUCAAACUAAUAAAUGUCGUACGCGCAAUCGCUGACAACAACAGCAACAAGAACAACAACUGUUUACUGAAGCCAAGCAGCCAACAAAACUUUGCACAAAAUGGCGCACAAAAUGAGGCAGACAACAGCAGCAGCAGUAUCAACAACAGCAGCAGCAGCAGCAACAGCAACACACACAACAGCAAUACAGAGCUCAACAAGAGCAACACGAGUUGGCACGCAUUCAAGUUCAAGGCGGUCAUCGUUAAUCACAUGUUUUAUAUCCUGCCACACGGUCGCCUCGCUUUUGUUGUUAUUCUCGCUGCUGGCCACGGCGCAAGCGGCCAGCAAGCUGACCAUUCGCAGCAACAACACAACAGCAGCAGCGGCAGCGGCAGCAGCAGCAGCUUCACAGGCGACGCCCGUCUGGGAUCAUGCCAUCGAUUUGAAUGAGGAUUUUCGCAUACUAUGGCAAAUCAUUAAUCAGGAUAUAACAUUUGAAAUACAGGCACGUACAUUGGGUUAUGUCGGCUUUGGAUUCUCGCCCGAUGGGAAUCUGGCUGGCGCGGAUAUGGCCAUCGGCUGGGUGGACAAGGGUCAAACAUAUUUUCAGGAUCGACACGUCACACGCAACGGCGACACGGAGCCCGUCGUGGAUCCCUCCCAGGAUUACAUGCUGAUGCUGGGCUACGAGAAUGCCACCCACACCGUGCUACGCUUCCGCCGCAAGUUGGACACAUGCGAUGCCAGCCAUGACAUCGCCAUAACGAACGACACGAUGCGCUUGCUCUACAUGUAUCACGCACAGGAUCCACCGCACGGCUCAGUGCGCCCGGGCACCCUGCCCGAUCCGGAGCGAGCCUUCCGUCCGUAUCGGCCAAUGGUGCUGAUGCAGCGCGCCCAGCUGCAGCUGCCAUCGCCGCACGACGAGCGCGUUCGUGUGCUGGAGCUGCGUAAUGAGGACGUGGAGCUGCCCGCCGGCGAUACGCCGCUCUUCUGGUGCAAAAUGUUCAAGCUGGAGGAUAUCAAUCGCAAGCAUCAUCUCAUUCGGUACGAGCCGAUUUAUGAUUCAUCGUCCAGCGUGCACUACUUGCAGCACAUAACGCUCCACGAGUGCCAGGGGGCGCACUCGGAGCUGGAGGAGCUGGCACGCGAGCAGGGCAGACAGUGCAUGGGCGCCCGCUCCAUACCGCUGGCAUGCAAUGCCAUUGUUGCCUCCUGGUCGCGGGGCAGCGAGGGAUUUACGUAUCCACACGAAGCGGGCUACCCGAUUGAGUCGCGACAGGCCAAAUAUUAUUUAAUGGAGACCCAUUACAACAAUUUGAAGCCGGACUUUGCCCAACUGCAUGCCAGACAAAUGGCGGAUAAUUCUGGUUUGAAAAUCUACUUUACGCACGUGCUGCGACCAAAUGACGCUGGCAUUUUGUCAAUCGGCAUGGAUGCCAACUGGCGCCACAUUAUUCCGCCGGGACAGAAGCGCGUGAUAUCCGAGGGCCAGUGCAUUGAGGACUGCACCGGCUACGCCUUUCCCGCGCAGGGCAUCAACAUUUUUGCGGUCAUGAUGCGCACACAUCAAAUCGGCAAGGAGGUUAAGCUGCGUCAGAUACGACAAACCGAGGAGCUUCCGCCAAUUGCACACGACAGCAAUAUAGAUGUGGCCUAUCAGGACUUUCGACGUUUGCCUCAGUCUGUGCAUUCCAUGCCCGGCGAUAGACUCAUCGCUGAAUGCAUUUAUGACAGUUCGUCACGAAAGGCAAUUACGCUAGGUGGCCUCACAAUGAAGGAGGAGAGCUGCACCGUGCUGACACUCUACUAUCCGCGCCAGAAGAAGCUGACAACGUGUCACUCUCUGCCCAGCCUGCCCACUGUGCUGCAUUCUCUCGGCAUCGAACAACUCGCAACCGACUCAAAUCCGGUGCUGAUUUCAUCACCGCCCGAAUUGGCUGGCAUGACUUUGGAGGCACGUCUGAUAUCCUACGAUUGGGAAAAUCAAUUUGGCGAGUUUCAGGAGGCAACACGCAAAGGCAGCUUUAAGCCCAUCUGCUGGGGAGCCAAAAAUCAUGUGGUGCCGGGCUCCGAGUUUCUCGAAGGCUACAGCAUAAAUGUGACCAAAACCUACAAGAAGCACAAGCGCUGCAAGCCGAAGCGCCUCUUCGCCCCCAUCACGGAGCGCACCGCGCCCGCUGCAGAUCUGAGCGAGCUGCCGGUGCUCCACGAGCUGGACAACAACAACAUCAUCGAGGGAGCUGCGCGCAGCAGUCGCAGCUCGGCGACCGACGGCCACGGCGGACUGAGCGGCGCCAGCGGCAGCAACUGCAACCAGCUCACCAGCGGCAGCUGUCUGCUGUGGCUGUGGCUGGGCGCCGCCUCCUGGUGGCUCUUGCUGCUGCCCAGGACGUGAGGAGCAGAGCACUAUCCACAGCAGGCCCAGCCACAGGCGCAGCAAAAGGCACAGCAGAGCGAAGAAGCAGCAGCAGCAGCAGCACAGGCACCACCGUCUAACUACACUAUAUAUACAUAAAUACUUAAAAGGCAAAAGCAAAACGCAACUACAACUCUUUAACUAUAAAUGACAGCUCUUAAUCCUACUACAGAACAACAGGCAAAACAAACACACACACACACACACACA
This is a messenger RNA of Drosophila navojoa, 3531 nucleotides long. It is a transcript of the gene olf413, whose product is annotated as DBH like monooxygenase olf413. The record is from RefSeq and is a predicted model, not a curated record. Gene Ontology annotation, molecular function: dopamine beta-monooxygenase activity; copper ion binding. Gene Ontology annotation, biological process: octopamine biosynthetic process; dopamine catabolic process; norepinephrine biosynthetic process. Gene Ontology annotation, cellular component: secretory granule membrane. Lineage: Eukaryota; Metazoa; Arthropoda; Insecta; Diptera; Drosophilidae.